Pollicipes pollicipes is the source of this 9911-nucleotide messenger RNA. RefSeq names its product microtubule-actin cross-linking factor 1, isoforms 1/2/3/5. The record is from RefSeq and is a predicted model, not a curated record. Gene Ontology annotation, biological process: cytoplasmic microtubule organization; wound healing; intermediate filament cytoskeleton organization. NCBI's taxonomy places the organism in Eukaryota, Metazoa, Arthropoda, Thecostraca, Pollicipedomorpha, Pollicipedidae. Gene Ontology annotation, molecular function: protein binding; structural molecule activity. Gene Ontology annotation, cellular component: membrane; hemidesmosome; intermediate filament.
ACGUUGAUACGCCCGAGCCGGACGAGAAGUCGCUCAUCACGUACGUCAGCUCCCUUUACGACAUCUUCCCCGAGCCGCCGGCCGAGCACCCGCUGUACGACGCCGUGAGUAGGGACCGCACGGACGGCGCGGCGCAGGCGGCGCUGGGCGAGUACAAGGACAGCGCCUCGCGGCUGCACCAAUGGGUGCGUCAGCAGACGUCGCGCAUGCAGGAGCGCAGCCUGCCGCCGUCGCUGCCCGAGCUGCGCGACCUUCACGCACAGAGCAAGGCGUUCAAGACGCACGAGAUGCCGCCCAAACAGCAGGAGAUGGGGCGCCUGCUCCGGUUGUACCAGGACCUGGAGCGCUCACACCACGACCUGGGCAAGAUGGACCUGCCGCCCGAGCUGCAUAUCUCGCUGCUGGACCGCAACUGGGGCAUCAUGAUGAAGACCUACCAGGAGCGCCACCAGCAGAUCGAAGACGAGCUAAGCCGCAUGGAGCGGCUCCAGCGGCUUGCUGACAAGAUCCAGCGCGAUAUCCGAGCGACCGACCGACGGCUGAACGACGUGCAGCAGACCAUCCGCGACGAGGCCAAGCGACUGCCCAAGAUGAAGCCCAAGGACGCCAAGAUGCACGUCGAAAAGAUCGACCUGGAGCUGGCACAGAUCGAGGAGACGAUCAAGGGACUCUUCUCGGACGUUAACUCGCUGCAGGAGGGCCGCCACCCGCAGGCGCCAGAGCUGUACCAUAACGUGCAGCAGCUGCAUAACAAGUGGAUGAACGUGCACACCAGCAUGCAGGACACCCUGAUCGGGCCGCUCAGUAAGCGGAUGAAUGAGGACCCAGACGCCAUGUUCGCGCGGUUGAUCAAGACCGACGAGAACUUCCGCUUCUUGCACGAGUGUCUGGAGUGGGUUCGCGAGAAGCUGGGUCAGCUUCAAGAGGCCGAGUACGGACACGACCUCCACUCGUGCCAGGAGGAGCUGGAAUCCCACCACAAACAGCACAAGGUCAUCGACCAGUUCCAGGUGAACCUGGACCGCUGCGUGGCCGCCAAGAACAACUACGACCAUGAUGAGCUGGCGCUGUACAUGCGUGUGCUGAGCCAGCUGCAGAAGACGUACGCCGACCUGCUGUCCACCUCCAACAAGCGGCUCUCCGACCUGAUGAUCCUGCACGACUUCAUCCAGGGCGCCACCAACGAGCUCAUCUGGUUGAACGAGAAGGAGGAGGCCGAGGUCAACCGCGACUGGAGCAACCGCAACCAGGACCUGCGCCAGCUGGACGCGCACUAUGAGCACGUGAUGAGCGAGCUGGAGCGGCGCGAGCGACAGUUCAACGCCAUCCAGGAGCAGGGCGGCUCGCUGGUGGCGCAGCACCACCCGGCCUCCAAGACGGUGGAGGCUUACCUGGCUGCCAUGCAGACCCAGUGGUCCUGGCUGCUCCAGCUCACACUCUGCCUCGAGACGCACCUCAAGCACGCACAGACCGCGCACAAGCUCUUCCAGGACGUGGACGAAAUGGCGCACGUUAUUAGGGAACAGGACGAGCGCCUCAACACGGAGUUCAGCCAGACGGACUUCACGCUGGACGAGGGCGAGCAGCUGCUGCGCGACAUGCAGGAGCUGCGUGACCAGAUGAGCGGCCAGGCGGAGGUCAUCGACGAGCUGGAGCGGCGCGCGCACCUGGUGACGCCGCAGCGCCAGCGCCGCGAGCGCCUCGACGGCCCGCUGCCGGUCACCAGUAUCUGCCAAUACAAGAACGCCAACAUGACGAUCCAGAAGCAGGAGAAGUGCACGCUGCUGGACAACAGCCACCGGACCAAGUGGCAGGUGCGCUCAGCCGGUGGUCAGCAGGGCGCGGUGCCCAGCGUCUGCUUCCUGCUGCCGCCGCCCGACCAGGAGGCCCUGGAAGCGGUGCAGCGGCUCAAGCGACAGUACGAGAUGUCCAUCACUCUCUGGCAGCGCAAGCAGCUGCGCAUGCGCCAGAACAUGAUCCUGGCCACCAUCAAGGUGGUCAAGAGCUGGGACCUGCAGCAGUUCAUGGCGAUGGGCAGGGACCAGAGGGACGCGAUCCGACGAGCUCUCAACGAGGACGCCGAGAAGCUGAUCCAGGAGGGCGACCCGAAGGACCCGCAGCUGCGUCGGCUGCGACGUGAGAUUGACGAAGUCAACCGACUCUUCGACGAGUUCGAGCGUCUGGCGGCCGAGGCGAACCCGACCAACCAGUUCAACACCAAGGUGACGUCGCUAGAGUCGGAGCUGACGAAGGCGGAGGGCGAGCUGGCGGACCGCUGCACGGCGCCCAUCCCGCGCGACGCCCGCGACGCUCAGCGGCUGGUGACCAAGCACAAGGACUGGGAGAACCGGCUGCAGCGUCACGAGCCGACACUGGAGGAGGUGCGCACCAUAUACGACUCGCUCAGCAAAAAGACGCCCACAAUGCAGGCCAAGCUCGACAGAGUGAACACGCAGUGGGAGAGCAUCUGGAAGAUGUCACACACUUACAUUGAACGUCUGAAGUGCGUUGAGGUGACCGUAAAUGAACUGGAGGAGGCUACCAAUGUGGUCAGUCACCUGGAGGCCAAGCUGAGCGACUACCGCCAGCUUCCCGACGACCGCGAAGGUCUGAAGUCGGCCCACCUCAGCCUGGUGGACCUGCAGAACAACCUGCAGAAGAAACAGGGUGCGAUCGAACAGCUCAACGUUGACAUGGGUAAGACGCGCAAGACGACGGAGCGGACGCGUCCCCGGCAGCGGAACCACCCGGACGUGGAGGAGCUGGAGGACGACGUCAACCGCGUCACCAAACAGUGGACCAACUGCUGCGAGGGCGUCGUCGACAGGCUGCGCUCUGUGGACCAGGCGGCGGACCUGCUGGCGCAGUACGAGCAGAAGGAGCGCAUGGAGCGCCAGUGGGCCUCGCAGAUGGAGGCGGAAGCGCGGCACCGGCAGCAGGAGGAGGAGCGCGCUCGGCAAGCGGUGAUCGAGAAGUACCGCCAGUGUGACGAGUCGAUCGCCGACUUCCUUGGCUGGAUGGCCAAGGUGGAGAAGCGGUUGGCCAGUCAGGAGGAGGUCCAGGAGGACGUCCCCAAGCUCCGCAACCAGAUCAACGUGGUCAAGGCCAUCAAGGAUGAGCUGAAGCAGCAGCAGCGCCCGGUGUUCGCGGCGCUGGACCAGGUGCAGGACGUGGCCGAGCGUGCCGGCGACAUCCUUUCCAAGGACGAGCUCAAACAGCUGCAGCACAAUGGACAGGAGCUGCGCCAGCGAUACGACACCGUGACGGACCGCAGCGACCAGCUGCUGCGGAGCCUCGGCGCCUGCCUGGACGAGCUGAGCAAGUACCGCUCCGACCUGGACACGUUCGAGACCUGGCUCACCCGGGCCACGCACACGCUGUCGGACAAGGAGCGGCAGCUCUCCGACCUGGGCAAGCUGAAGUCGAGCGAGCAGGGCUGCCGUGACCUGGUGCACGACGUCAUCGCGCACCAGGCCGACCUGCGCUUCAUCACGGUCGCCGCGCAGAAGUUUAUCGACGAGAGCAAGGAGCACCUGAAGACGCUCAACGACUUCCGCACCAACCUGCCGCAGCGCAUGGGUCAUGUCGAGCCGCGCGACUACGGGGUCAAGCGCGAGGUCACCCAGGUCACGCAGGCGUACCAGGACCUGCUGGGCCGCGCCAACAAGUUGUCGGACAAAGUGUCCAGCCUGGGCGGCCGGCAGCGCGAGUACCAGGACGCGCUGGACCGCGCCAGCCGCUGGCUGCGCGAGGUCGAGCCGCAAGUGCAGAAGCUGGUGACGGAGCCGGUGGCGGCCGAGCCGCGAGGCGUGCAGGAUCAGCUCGACCGCGCCAAGCACCUCAACAGCGACAUGCUCUCGCAGGGCAAGCUGUUCGACAACGCCACGGCGUCGGCCGCGCAGCUGGUGAAGGCGCUCGAGGGCCAGAUCACCCCGAAGGAGGGCGAGCGCAUCACGCGCCCGCCGACCGACCUGACCGAUCAGUACCGCCGGCUCUCCGACGCCGUCAUCGACCGCUGCCAGGCGCUGGACAUGGCGCUGGUGCAGUCGCAGGGCGUGCAGGACGGUCUCGACUCGCUGAUGGCGUGGCUGAACCAGGCCGAGGCGCGGCUCAAGUCCAUCCUGAAGCCGGCCAGUCUGAACCGCGAUCGCCUGACGGAGCAGGUGCAGGAGCAGCGGCUGCUGCAGACCGACAUCGACUCGCACCAGCCGGGCGUCGACCAGAUCCAGCGCUCCGCGGGUCAGCUGCUCGAGACGCCCUCUAACGCGCGCAUCGCCAAGAAGAUCGAGGAGAACCUGCGCGAGCUGACGACGCGCUUCGACAAGCUGCACGAACGGUGCCAGGAGCGCGGCCGUCAGCUGGACGAGGUGGCCUCGCAGACCGACAACUUCUGGGGCAAGGCCGAGCGCUUCGAGCAUUGGUUCGUCGAGAUCUUCGAAGUGGUGGAGUCGCAGGAGAUCAUCAAGCUGAACGCCGAGUCGUACACGAGCAAGAUGGACGAGCUGGCGCGCCGGCGUGACGCGGGCCGGCCCGACUACGAGGCGGCCGUGCGCACCGGCACCGCCCUCGUGGGGCGCCGUGACGUCACUGACACGGCUGUUACCAAGGACAAGGUCAAGGAAAUGGAGGCGCAGUGGCGCGAGCUGCAGGACCUGCUGGACGAGCGGCUUCAGGAGGGUCGCGCUCGCUCCGACUCCCUCAACGCCUACGAAAAGCUCAAGGAGGACGUGCUGACUUGGAUGAAAAAGAUGGAGACCCGCAUCGACUCCCUGCAGCCGGUGGCCGUGGACCAGAAGCUGCUGAAGCAGCAGAGCGACGAGCUCAAGCCACUAGUGAAGGAACACGGCCAGUACGUGACCACGAUCGACAAGGUGAAUGACCUGGGCAACCAGUACGACGCCUUGCUGCGGGCCGAUCGGGCCGAGACGCCGUCCCGACGUCGCUCCUCCGUCACGCCCGCCAAGAAGACAUGGCAGGUACGCGGCUCACCGACCGGCAAGGCGGACAUCGACACCGUCAGCGACGAAGUGCGCCGCCACAUGGACACGCUGAAGCAGCUGCAGCAGUUCCUGGACAAGACGGAGCGCCAGCUGCCGCGCGACGGCGCGCUCACUGACGUGGUGGAGCGCUGGCGCGCGCUGCAGGAGCGGCUCAAGGCGCGCCAGCGCAAUCUGCAGGACAGCCGCCAGUUCUUCGACACGCACGACCAGCUGAACGGCUGGCUGCAGGCCAAGGAGAAGAUGCUGACGGUGCUGGGGCCGCUGAGCUCGGACCCGCGGCUCGUGCAGAUGCAGAGCCAGCAGGUGGCCGUGCUGAGGGACGAAUUCGCCGGCCAGUACCCCACCCUGCAGACGCUGAACCGCGUCGGUCAGGCGCUCGUGGAGGAGGCAGAGCCGGACAGUGCCACCGCGCAGAAGGUGGGAGACAAGCUACGCAAGACCAACGACAAGUGGGAGGAGCUGAUCGCCAAGCUGGAGGAUCGGGAGCAGAACCUGGACGCCGCCUCGGGCGCCAGCCAGCAGUUCAACGAGUCGCUGGGUCGCCUGCAGCGCGACCUGCAGAAGAUCGGCGACAACUUCGACGACCUGUCGACGGAGCGCACUGAGCCGCAGCAGAAGCUGAAGAAGCUGAACCAGCUCCAGCACCAGGUGGACGAGCUGCGACCGCAGCUAGCUGAGCUGGAAGCGCUCGGUGAGGAGCUGUGCAACGUGCUGACCGACCCGUCGGCCAAGACCGAGGUCAAGGACAAGCUGUACCAGCUGGGCCGCCAGCAGAACCAGCUGCAGAAGAAGAUGGACAACCUGCGCGCCGAGCUGGAGAACUCGCUGAAAGAGGACCGCGAGUUCGAGGACGGCUGCGCGGACGUACAGGAGUGGAUCAAGGACUGCGUCGACCAGAUGGGCCGCCCGCUGAAGGUGGCAGAGUACGAGCCCGUCUACAAGAGUGUGACGGCGCGCGAGCACGAGGUGUUCCUCGUCCAGCGCAAGGGCCAGGACCUGCUCGCCAAGACGACCAACAAGCAGGAGGCCAAGACGCUGCAGAAGUUCCUGGAUAAGCUGCAGAAGGACUGGGACGGCAUGAAGCGGGAGGCAGUGAGUCGCCACACCCGUCUGCAGACGUGCUCCGACCUCUGCCGCAAGUACCACGCGGCGCUGGAGAGGUUCGCGCCCUGGCUGGACAAGGCCGAGGACCGGCUGGACCGCAUGCAGCCCAUCAGCUUCCGCAAGGCCGACAUCCAGAAGCAGCUGCGCGAGGUGCAGGCGUUCAAGAACGACGUGUCGCUGCACUCGGGCGAGCACGAGCAGACGCAGUCGGGCGGCGACGCGCUGCUCGCCGCCACCGACACGGACAAGGAAGGUGUGCAGGCCGACCUGCAGCUGCUACGGCAGCGCUGGGACGCGCUCAGCGCCGCCGCCGUCGGCCGCCUGCAGGCGCUGGAGGACGUGGCCGCCAAGGUGGGCGACUUCCAGGACAAGCUGCGCGACCUGGAGCACGGCCUGCAGCGCUGCGAGGACCGGCUCGGGGCGCACGACGCGCUCGGCGGCGGCCGCGACCCGCGCAUGCUGGGCCGUGUCAAGGACCUGCUGCAGGAGCUGGAUGACCGGCACAGCGACCUGCAGAACGCUUCGCAUGCCGUCAAUGAGGUCAAUGAACGGCUCAAGGGGCUCUACCACCAGCUGGGUGUGCUGGAGGAGGAGCUGGACAACAUGGCGCCGGUGGCGCGCGAGGUCAUCAUCGUGCAGAAGCAGGUGACGGAGAUCACCGUCUUCAUGGAGAAGGUGGUGCACGAGCGACACGAGCUGGACGCCGCCGAGAAGACAGUCCAGGGCCUCGUUCAGGAGGGCUUCGCCGCCGACGCCAAGACGAUGCGUGACCAGCUGGGCAGCAUGCGGCGCCAGCUGAGCCGCAUGGACGACCGCGGCCGCGCCCGCGAGCGGGACGUCACCGUCGUGCUCACCAAGCUGACCACCUUCUACAGCACGUACGAGGUGGUGGUGGAGGACAUCCGACAUGCAUCGCGCGAGGAGGCCUCGCUGCCGAAGCCGGCCACCGAUGUGGAAACAAUCCGCCGCCAGCAGCAGGAGUUCCGCCAGUUCAAGACGACGCGCGUCGAGACGCUCUCGGCGCACGUGGACGACUGCAACAAGAGCGGUCAGGGCCUCGUGCAGUCGGCCGCCGCCGGCGUCAACACCACCGGCAUCGAGGGCGACCUCGAGAAGAUGAACGACUUGUGGAACGAGCUGAAGGAGCGGAUGCACAACCGGGAGCGAGCCCUGGACGUCGGCCUGCUGCAGUCGGGCAAGUUCCGCGAGGCGCUUGAGGGCCUGCUGCAGUGGCUGGCCGACACCGAGGACCUGGUGGCGCACCAGAAGCCGCCGUCGGCCGACUAUAAGGUGGUGAAGGCGCAGGUGCAGGAGCAGCGCUUCCUGCAGAAGCUCCUGCUCGACCGCCAGGGCUCUGUGUCGUCCCUGUUCGACAUGGGCAAGGAGAUCGCCAAGAACUGCCAGCCGGCGGAGCGAGCUGAGAUCGAGGGGCAGCUGCGCCAGCUGACCGAGCGGUUCGACGCGCUCACCGGCCAGGCGGCCGAGCGUAUGCAACAGCUCGAGGACGCCAUGAAGGUCGCGAAGGAGUACCAGGAUAAGAACGGCCCACUUGUCGAGUGGCUGGAAAAGAUGGAAAAGAAGUUGAAGGACAUGGAGACGAUUCCCACCGAUGAAGACAAGAUCCAGAGAAGGAUCAAGGAUCACGACACGCUGCACCGCGAGAUCGUGCAGCGCGGCGGCGACUUCGACGAGCUGGCCAACAUCGCCACCGUCCUGAUGGAGCUGGUGGGCGACGACGAGGCGCAGGCACUGGCCGACCGGCUGCAGGAGGUCACCGACGCCUACACCAAGCUGGUGGACGACAGCGAGGCGCUCGGCCGCCGCUUGCAGGACGCCGGCAAGCAGCUGCGCGCGCUCGUGCUCAACUACGAGGACUUCCUCGUCUGGAUGGACGAGAUGGAGCAGCGGCUGAACAAGUACAAGGUGCUCUCAGUGCACGUCGACAAGCUGCACGAACAAAUGGAAGAGUUGACGGAUCUCAGCGAGGAGGUGGACCACCACCGGGAGCCGGAGCAGGAGCUGCAGGACAUCGGCGCCGACCUGAUGCGGCACAUCUCCAGCGAUGAGGCGCUCCAGCUCAAGGACAAGCUGGACUCCAUCAGUCACCGCUAUUCGGACCUUGAGACCAAGGCGGGUUCGCUGCUGAAGAACGCGCAGGAGGUGCUGCCGCUGGUGCACGCCUUCCACAAGGCUCACAACCACCUGACUGAGUGGCUGGUGGCCACGGAGCAGACCUUGCUGGCUGUGGACUCACUGCCCAAUCCUGACGAGACGAUGGAGCACCUGGAGCAGCAGAUCUCGCCCGGCGACGGCGCCCAGACCAUUGAGGCGCUGGUGACGCGCGACAACCGCCGCUUCGAGGCCAUCGUCGAGCAGGUGCAGCGCAAGGCAGAGCGCCUGCGCAUGACCAAGCAGAAGAACUUGGAGAUCGUCGGCGACAUUGACGAGCUGCUCGACUGGUUUAGAGAGGUCGAGACCCAGAUCAAGGAGGCGGAGCCGCCCAGCUCGGACCCGGAUGUCAUCCGGAUCCAGCUGAAGGAGCACAAGGCGCUGUACGAUGACGUCAGCAGCCAGAAGGGACGCGUGCGGGACGUGCUGAGCACGGCCAAGAAGAUCAUGCGCGACGCCGCACAGUACGAUGACGUCACCGAGAUACGCGAGAAGGUCGACGACCUCAAGGACACGGUCGAAUCGGUCAGCAAGCUGUCGUCGGACCGGUUGAGCGCGCUGGAGCAGGCGCUGCCGCUGGCCGAGCACUUCUACGAGACGCACCUGGGUAUCUCGGACUGGCUGGACGAGGCGGAGGGCGAGGCGAUGCGACUGGACAUGCCGGCGCUGCGGCCGGACCAGAUCCAGCGCCAGCAGGACAAGAACAAGGCGCUGCUGCAGAGCAUUCACGAGCACAAGCCUCUCAUCGACAAGCUGAACAAAACGGGCAGUGCGCUUGCCCGGCUCUGCAACGACGAGGAGGCGCAGAAGGUCAACGAGAUCAUGGACACGGACAACGCACGCUACAACGCGCUGCGCACCACGCUGCGCGAGCGGCAGCAGGCGCUGGAAGAGGCGCUGCAGGAGUGCUCCCAGUUCGCCGACAAGCUGGACGGCAUGCUGUCGGCGCUCAAGGACACGGCCGACCAGGUGGACAACGCCGAACCCAUCUCGGUCCACCCAGAUCGCAUCCACGACCAGAUGGCCGAGAACAACGCCAUCAUCGACGACCUGGAGAAGCGCGAGGUGGCCUUCGAGGCCGUCAAGCGCGCCGCUGAUGACGUUAUCAGCAAGGCUGGCGACGGCGAUCCGGCCGUGAAGGACAUCAAGAAGAAGCUGGACAACCUCACGAAGCUGUGGGACCACCUGCAGAAGGCGACGGACGACCGCGGCCGCUCGCUGGAGGACGCGCUCGCCAUUUCGGAGCGUUUCUGGUCGGAGUUGCAGGGCGUCAUGAAGGCGCUGAAGGAGCUGCAGGAGGCACUCGGCAACCAGGAGCCGCCGGCCAUCGAGCCCAGCGCCAUCAAGGAGCAGCAGAAGGAGCUGCAGGAGAUCCGCCAGGGCAUCGAGCAGACCAAGCCCGAGGUGGACAAGGUGCGUCGCACCGGCCAGGACCUGAUGAAGGUCUGCGGCCACCCGGAGAAGCCCGAGGUCAAGAAGAACCUGGCCGACCUCGACUCGGCCUGGGACAACAUCACGGCGCUGUACGCACGCCGCGAGGAGAACCUCAUCGACGCCAUGGAGAAGGCGAUGGAGUUCCACGACACGCUGCAGGUAACGCCGACUGGGCCGCCCGAGAGGUGCGACGGCCAGGGAUAG